Molecule: messenger RNA, 2561 nt
Organism: Scleropages formosus (Asian bonytongue)
Lineage: Eukaryota; Metazoa; Chordata; Actinopteri; Osteoglossiformes; Osteoglossidae
Gene: mindy4
Product: MINDY lysine 48 deubiquitinase 4
Exons: 19
Coding region: 139-2388 (749 amino acids)
Biological process (GO): protein K48-linked deubiquitination
Molecular function (GO): K48-linked deubiquitinase activity; cysteine-type deubiquitinase activity
Source: RefSeq, a predicted model, not a curated record
CCGGUUUGUUUGGAUGGCGACCCGUCAACUGCGCCGUUAUGUUGUGAAAUUGUGUUCCUGAGCACAACUGGCAAUUAUCAACUUAAUCUGCUUUUGUGAUUUUAUUUGUUGUUUUGGAGUUUUCAUAGCUAUUCUGAAAUGGGCGCGGCUGUGGAAGACGUAGCUGCAGCAUUAGUGAGGGAAUAUCUCAGUAGAAAGGGCUUGCACAAGACACGCACGUGCAUAGAUGAAGAGCUUCCUCGCACUGAUUCCAGCAUCAAUAAUAGAAAAGCUUUGCGCCAGAUUUUGCACCUAGAGGCUCUUUAUAAGAAGAAUAAGUUGGAAGAAUUUCCUUUGAAAUCUAUGUUGGAGAUGGUUGUGAAAAGACAUAUGGAGGAACAUGGAGAUGUGAGCAUAAGAAGUUGUAGUGUACAGCAGGCCUUUUUAAAGCAGACCAGCAUCCUGACAAACUCAGAUAAUGUAUUGUCACAUGGCAACAUGGUUGAUGAUCGUGAUGGUGGAAGAGGAGCAAGUGCAAAAGGGGAGGAGUGGAAGUGGUUUGUCAGUGCCUUCUUCCAUGCAUGUCUGGGGGUUCACUCUGAGCUGGACUCACACCUAACACUCACCAAGCAUCUCAGGAGCAGCGAGGCACUAGCUUUACCCACUGUGCCAUCACAUCACAAAUCACUUGAUAGUAACUCCAUUUUCCCCUCCAAGAAAAUGUUCUUGUCUCAGAAAUCAGAGAUGAAAACUCAGUUGAAUGCCAUCAGGAGCCCCAGCUGCUCCUCAGAUAGUGAGAGCAUCAUCAGGCAAGUGCCUGUUGCUCCAGAGAAGGACUGCAGUAGCUGCAGGGCAGCAGAGAAGAACAGCACAGACAUUCAUAAAAACAGAGGUAGCCGUGCCAUACGAGGUAUGAUGGCAGGCCCAGUAAGCAGUUCCAUGCAGGAAUGCAACAAAAAACGAGUAACUCGAAAACUGUGUGGGUCCGGUCCUGUUCAGGCAAAGGAUGAGGAGAACAAGCAUGACUUUGCCGCACGCAGUGCUCAGUCCCACAGUGCUGAAGCAAGGAGACACACUGCCAAAGUGACUAGCAGGCCAGACACAAAUGACAAUGAAAUUGUUGAACUGUUAAAACCAAUCAAUAAAAACGAAGAAAUAAGUGAGAGAUCACCAGGAAACGAGCACCAGACUCAAAACAGAGAGAUUUUACCGAACAGUCUGGCAGCAGGCGAUCUCCAUCCCGGAGAUAUGAUAUUAGAUGACAUCAGUGAUGAUGAGAAGGUUUAUGAUCUGUCUAGUGGACCCAUCAUUUCUAGAUGCACUUCACUGAACGUCAGUUCACAUCCUAUUAAUCACAAAACUGCUAUUGCCUUGAAAGAAGUUCUUUUUGGUUCCCCACUGAGCUGUUUCAGUGACGAAUGGAAAACUCAAAGUUUUACCUUUUCAGAUACACCCCAAGUGCGAUAUGGGAUCAUACAGAAAAAGGGUGGUCCUUGUGGAGUGUUAGCCUCCGUUCAGGCUUGUGUCCUACAGAAGCUUCUCUUCGAAGACACUAGCAGUGCAUCAGAGCAUGAGAGAUUACAGCCCUCGCGUACUUUACGAAGAAGAUGUCUUCUUACAUCUCUUGUUGAAAUUCUGUGGAGGGCAGGAGGAAACAAAAGGGCAGCAGUUGCAGUAUCUUCGGGCAGGAAGCACUUUACUCCUGUAGGAAGAUACAAAGUGGAUGGAGUCCUGGAAACGAUAACAAUUUUCAAUGUAGAAAAUUUGGAAGACUUAAAAUUACUUCUGGAUCAGCAUAUAAAACAGUUUGAGUCUGGUCCAUUUGGGUGUAUUUUGCUGAUAGUAUCAGCCAUCCUUUCAAGAUCAGUUGAAAGGGUUAAAUCAGAUUUUGAUGUGCCCACCAACUCACUCAUUGGAGCUCAUGGCUACUGCACCCAGGAGCUUGUGAACCUGUUGCUUGUUGGACAAGCAGUUUCUAAUGUCUUUAAUGAUGAUUUUGAGCUCAGCUCUGGAGAUGGAAGCAAGACCGUUUUAAAGGGAAUCAAAGAGCGCAGUGACAUUGGAUUCUUAUCUUUGUUUGAACAUUAUGACAUCUGUAAGGUUGGGACUUACCUAAAGAAUCCCAGAUUCCCAAUCUGGGUUGUGUGCAGUGAAAGCCACUUCACUGUGCUCUUCUGUACAAGCAAGGAACUCUCAAAGGACUGGAUGGUAGCAAAGAAGUUUGACCUCUACUACUAUGAUGGUCUGGCCAAUCAGCUAGAGGAAAUUCGACUUACUAUCUCUACUGGAAGUUCAAGAAGUAUCUCCAAAAGUGUUGACAAGGACCUGAUCCCCCCUCUGGAACUCUGUAUUAGAACAAAAUGGAGAGAUGCCCUUGUCAGCUGGAACAAAACUGAGCCAAUACUUUGACUUUCAGUUGAAUUAACCCCCCCCCACAAAAAAUGUGGUUUUGUGUACAUAUUAAUAUCACAUUAAUAUUAAUUUUGAUUGGUUCCUACAUUUGUGUUGCAAUCAAUUCCUCAAAAUUUUCCAGGAAACAUAUGUGAGAAUUUCAUCUUUUUUCUAACAAUAUCCACUUGUUU